This is a messenger RNA of Ostertagia ostertagi, 879 nucleotides long. NCBI's taxonomy places the organism in Eukaryota, Metazoa, Nematoda, Chromadorea, Rhabditida, Trichostrongylidae. The record is from the annotation of a GenBank genome assembly.
GACUGUUCUAUCUGUCGGGGACCAGUGUGCCAGACGUGUGACUUUGACUGCGUGCAUGGAACAUGCGAGCGCGAGACCAGGACUUGCUCCUGCGCCCGCGGCUGGUCAGGCGCUGCAUGCGACAUUUGCCGGUCGGCUAACUGUCAGGUGAAAAGCAGUGUGCUUUACAUCCUUCCGUCCACGGCAGACCGUGAAGACGUCAACGUCGUUGUGAAUGUUUUCGGUGUUGAAUUUCCCAAAACCCCUUCCCAAACGUACACCUGCAUAUUUGGCGCUUCAUACGCUGAAGGGCGACGUAUCAGCUCUUCAGUAGUCAGAUGUCGAGUGCCUAGAGAUCUCAGCAUUGGUCGUCAUUUGUUCAAUCUGGCUCCAGAAGGCUCGAUCUCUGUGAUUCCAAACUUUGACGUCCGCCCGAUUCACUUUACCGUAUUCGAUUCGUGCUCAUCAGCUUUGUGUAAAGGAGUUUGCAUUGGCCCACUUUGUGUGUGCCCCAAGGGUACCACUGGAAUCAACUGUGAAAUUAUAGAAAUUAUACCAUCGAUCGAUCGACGCUUCAUCGAAAACCAAAAGGCCAGUGUCGCCUCUGAGGGCACGCCAUACAUCGUUGUUUUACCAACAAUGCCAGGAUCGCUACAACGUGUGAAUUCCACUAUUGAUGAUCUACGAUUCGAUUCAUCUAGAGGAAUCAUCGAAUGGAAGGAGCCAGUUGGGUCCAAUAUUCCGUACUCGAUCACUGUCAGCUCAAGCUCAUUGUCUGGUGGAAGUAGUAUAUCAUGGAAUGUUACUGUGGAACCGUCAUAUACCGCUGAAGUGACAGCAGUUGAAAAACUGCCUGAAUCGAGCACGAUGAGAAUUACUGGAAGGUUACGAGAAGUGGAG